This is a messenger RNA of Danio aesculapii, 689 nucleotides long. Its product is annotated as YEATS domain-containing protein 4-like. Gene Ontology annotation, biological process: regulation of DNA-templated transcription. NCBI's taxonomy places the organism in Eukaryota, Metazoa, Chordata, Actinopteri, Cypriniformes, Danionidae. The record is from RefSeq and is a predicted model, not a curated record.
AUGUUCAAGAAGAUGGCUGUUGGUCCAGAUUCGGGGGGACGGGUAAAGGGAGUGACUAUCGUGAAACCUAUUGUGUUUGGAAACGUCGCACGUUAUUUUGGCAAAAAGAGAGAAGACGACGGACACACUCAUCAAUGGACAGUUUAUGUGAAACCUUACAGAAAUGAGGACAUGUCUGCUUAUGUCAAGAAAAUACAGUUCAAACUGCAUGAAAGUUAUGGAAAUCCUUUAAGAGUGGUUACAAAGCCUCCGUAUGAGAUUACAGAGACGGGAUGGGGAGAGUUUGAGAUCAUCAUUAAGAUCUUCUUCAUCGAUCCAAACGAGAGACCAGUCACUCUGUAUCAUCUGCUGAAGCUCUUUCAGUCAGACUCCAGCGCCAUGCCCAAGAAGACGGUCGUGUCCGAGUUCUACGAUGAGAUGAUAUUUCAGGACCCGACAGCCAUGUUGCAGCAGCUCCUGAACACCACCAGACAGCUGACGCUUGGCGCUUAUAAACAUGAGACCGAGUUUGCAGAGCUGGAGAUACGAACUCGAGAAAAGCUGGAAUCAGCAAAGAAAAAGACGAGUCUGGAGAUCACGGAGCUGAAGGAGAGACUGAAGGCGUCCAGAGAAAACAUCAUUCUGAAGGGAGAGAUCCGCAGACUGGAGGAGGACGACCAGAUGAAGGAGCACUGAGGACAGCAUCAGCU